AUGGCUUCAAUAUCUCGGACGAUGAGAGCAGGACAAUGGGAUCCUAAUCAAAAAAGAAUUGUGAUUAAUGAUGUACGAGUUCCUGAACCGGGACCAAAUGAACUUCUGGUGAAAAUUGCAUCAGCUUCACUGUGUCAUUCGGACAUCAUGGCAAUGGAUCAGAUCGGGGCAACUUUCACACCGGGCCAUGAGGGUGUAGGCUACGUCUGUCAGGUACAUGAAAGUGUAGAGGGGAAAGGGUUCAAGGUUGGCGACGCUGUUGGCUUUUUAUAUAUCAUCGGAUGUUGCUUUGAAUGUGAAGGAUGCAUGGUCCAUAAUAUGCUUUGUCAGAAAGGAGAACCCAAGAUCCAGGGUCGCAACAUCGAUGGCUUUUUCGCGGAAUAUGCUGUGGUGGACUGGCGAAGUGCAAUCAUUCUACCCACGCAAUGGGAGGUUGAGCGAAGUUCGGUCUUCUUCUGUGCGGGUAUUACAGCUUUCCAUAGUGUGGACUCGUGCAACCUAGAGCCUGGUCAAUGGCUCGGGGUUAUUGGUGCCGGAGGUCUUGGUCAGCUUGCAACACAGUACGCCAAAGCCAUGGGACUAAAGGUCGUCGCUAUCGAUAUCAACGAUGCGACACUCGGUGUCUGUAAAGCACAAGGCGCAGACGCGAUAUUCAACUCAAAGACAGAGCCUGAAUACGUCCACAAGAUCAAGGCUUUAACCAAUGGAGGAGCUCAUGCUGUUGCCGUCUUCAGUAAUGCUUCAGGGGCGUACUCGUCUGCUCCAUCGAUUAUUAGGGUAGGAGGUUUACUAAUGGUUGUUGGUAUUCCAUACAAACCGAUCGAAGUGUCUGCUAUAGACAUGGUUCUGGGGAUGUAUAGGAUCAAGAGUGAAAGCACAGGUAUCCCGCAAAGAAUGGGGAAGGCGCUUGAAUUCUCUGUUCGACAUGGAAUCCAACCUGAGGUGGAUUUAAAGAGGCUGGAGGAUUUGAAUGAUAUGGUUAACCAAAUGAGAGCCCAUCAAGCUACGAAGAGGAUGGCAGUAAUAUUUUAA
Exophiala viscosa is the source of this 1032-nucleotide messenger RNA. Its product is annotated as alcohol dehydrogenase. Gene Ontology annotation, molecular function: oxidoreductase activity. Bases 1 to 1032 code for a protein of 343 amino acids. NCBI's taxonomy places the organism in Eukaryota, Fungi, Ascomycota, Eurotiomycetes, Chaetothyriales, Herpotrichiellaceae. The record is from RefSeq and is a predicted model, not a curated record. The transcript has 2 exons.